AUGUUACAGCAUAAAGUCAAUAUGGCGACUGAUCACGUUAUCGAUAAUUGUGCAAUAAAUUUAAAAAUAUCAUUUAAACCUCGAACUAUUCUAUUAUUCAGCGGCAAAAGAAAAUCUGGAAAGGAUUAUAUUACAAAUACUUUGCAAGAAAGAAUCGGAUUUGAUAACAGCGUCAUUAUAAAAUUGUCGGGGCCAAUUAAAUUUCAUUGGGCUAAAUCUCUUGGUCUGGAUAUUGAACAACUUCUGGGAGAUGGAAGAUAUAAGGAAAACUACCGUUUUGAAAUGGCAAAAUGGGGAGAAAACAUAAGAAACAAAGAUUACGGGUACUUUUGUCGUGCUGCUUUAGACAUGUAUAAUGCAUAUAGCAAACCAAUAUGGAUUGUCAGUGAUGUACGAAGAAAAACUGAUAUAAAAUGGUUUAUGCAAAAUUUUGAAGAUGCAUGUAAAACGAUUCGUGUUGAAUCGGACGUUGUAAUUAGACAGAAACGUGGUUGGAUAUUUGUUUCAGGUAUUGAUGAUUCAGAAACAGAAUGCGACCUAGAUGAUGUAAAUACAUGGGACUUGAAAGUGACGAAUAAUAGUGACAGCAUAGAAUCUGUAUUACAACAGAUACUACAAUUAAUUAAUUAG
This is a messenger RNA of Eufriesea mexicana, 630 nucleotides long. It is a transcript of the gene Pmvk, whose product is annotated as Phosphomevalonate kinase. Gene Ontology annotation, biological process: cholesterol biosynthetic process; isopentenyl diphosphate biosynthetic process, mevalonate pathway. Gene Ontology annotation, cellular component: cytoplasm. Gene Ontology annotation, molecular function: phosphomevalonate kinase activity. The record is from RefSeq and is a predicted model, not a curated record. Lineage: Eukaryota; Metazoa; Arthropoda; Insecta; Hymenoptera; Apidae. Bases 1 to 630 code for a protein of 209 amino acids. The transcript has 4 exons.